AUGGUAAAACAAACAGAUUAUUAUUUAAUGGCUUCAUAUUCUUACCACGUUGUGUUGUUGAUUUUGUUUUCAGCUCUGGCAAGUUUGUUCAUCGAGAUAAGUGGAUCAAUCUCUCUUCGCCCAGUCCUGACUGGCCCUGACAUGGCCUACCUUGGCUCGAGGGUGGCUUUCCGGUGUAUUGCACCUAACUCCUCUCUGCCAGUCUCCUACGAGCUGAUGGGGGACAAUGGUGUCCUGAUCGCCACAGGUACGGAUCUCCAAGGGGACCAACCUGCAUCAUUCUUCCUGAAGGUCACUGCAAUGUCAGAGGGGUCAUACCAUUGCAAGGCAACAACUGAAGGAGGCACAGGAGUCAGCAAUAUCAUUAAGCUGAGUGUAGUCACUCCAGCAUCGAAUACCAGAGUGACCUCUGAACCCUUCCCCCCAGUCGCAUACGAGGGGUCACGCAUCAUCCUGAGCUGCAACGUCACAAUAGGCUCACACCUCUCUUACACCUGGUUUUUCAAUAAGAAGGAAAUAACAUCUUCAACCUCUCCCUUUUUCCACCUCACUGGGAACAAGCUAGUGAUGAAGAGGGUGACUCCAGAGCUUUCAGGGGACUAUUACUGCAUGGCUUGGUCCAGUGUGCAAGACAUCAGGAGGUUUUCAAGCAGCAGGGUGGUCCAGGUGACAGUCAAAGCCUAUGUGUCAAAACCGAACAUCUCUUUCUCCAUCUCCAAAGAAGAAGACAGUUACAGUGGCAACGUUACCUGCUGGUCAACAAGGGGGAGUCUCCCGGUCAACUUCUCACUUUCAGUAGAUAACAACAAAGUGGGAUCAGUGACAGUGACUGAAUCCCUCUUUGCCUGGUUCUCUGUCGCCAUGGUGCCUGGGCUGGACAUGGGCGAGGCACAAUGUCAUGUGAAAAGUGAGAUGCAGGAGUUGAUGAGUGAACCUCUGACUCUGGAAGUGGUCCCAGUUGGAGGUGAUGUGAAAGUGGAGGUGGAGUAUCUCUACAGAGCGGACUCCACACUGGCUGCUGCCAGGCUGACCUGUCAGGUCAGCAGAGGAACUUUCCCUUACAUCUCCUGGCUCUUGAACGACUCUGUCCUUCCCUCUGAGACACGUGUGGACUCCCACAUUCGGCCCGUCCUGCCUCACAUUGGCCUCACCGACCGUGGAAGAAUCCUUGUAAUCUCUAAACUCGGCCCAGAGGAGUCUGGGUAUUACAGCUGCAGGGUCAGGGACAGCUUCGAUGACUCCGGGCCCUGGGUGGAGAGUGUGGCUGUACUGGUCCGAGUCAUAGACAGGAUCCUUAACUCCACACAUCAAGCAACAUCUUCCAUUGAAACACCACCAAGUGGUCUACUGAACAUUAUCGAGAUUAUCAGUAUAGCGCUCUGUUGCUUCCUUCUUCUGAUGAUGGCAGUGGGCGUAGUCUGUGUUUACAGGAUGUUUAACCACAGCAAAGCUCUUGCCCACUUUGCUAUGUCAAGUCCUGAUGCACCUCUGUCUGCACCCACGUCCCAGUCAGGAGGCAAGGAGGUGGACAAUUCUUCAACAGACUGUGACGUCCACAGUCAGUUUCAGAUCACAGAGAGCACAGUUUGACACAAGAGGAAGAUCCUGCGCCUCUCAUCAAAUUUAUCAGCUCUUCAUGCAAAUUGCCAAUAUUUAACUUUAAAUUUGCAGCUUUUUUUGUUGUUGUUCUGCAAGUACUGCAUUUUCUACUUUUCCCAACCUGCCAAGUUAAGCUACUUUUAACUGGUGGAAUAUUUAAUUAAGAAGACUGAGACCAUACUUUUCUGCAAAACUACUGUAUACUGUCAUGUUUAUUUCCAAAUAAAUAAAACAAGAUAAAAAAAAAACUAGUAUUUUUUGUGAAACCAAUGAAAAUAAAUUAUGCUUGAC
This is a messenger RNA of Toxotes jaculatrix (banded archerfish), 1890 nucleotides long. Its product is annotated as pregnancy-specific beta-1-glycoprotein 4. The record is from RefSeq and is a predicted model, not a curated record. Lineage: Eukaryota; Metazoa; Chordata; Actinopteri; Toxotidae. Bases 1 to 1590 code for a protein of 529 amino acids. The transcript has 10 exons.